Messenger RNA from Penicillium cosmopolitanum, 417 nucleotides. RefSeq names its product GFA family protein. The coding region runs from base 1 to 417 and encodes 138 amino acids. The transcript is spliced from 2 exons. The record is from RefSeq and is a predicted model, not a curated record. Gene Ontology annotation, molecular function: carbon-sulfur lyase activity. NCBI's taxonomy places the organism in Eukaryota, Fungi, Ascomycota, Eurotiomycetes, Eurotiales, Aspergillaceae.
AUGCCUAACACCAUUACUGGCAGCUGUGUCUGUGAAAAGGUUCGCUACGAACUCACCGGAUCGCCCAUCACCAACAUUAUCUGCCACUGCGACACCUGCCGCAAAAUCACCGGAUCUGUAUUCAUGGCGAACAGCGCAUACACCAGAGAAACGUUCUCAAAGUCUACAACGAUAAGCCCCCCCGACUCAAGAAAUACGAUCCACCGCCACUUCUGCUCAAAUUGCGGCUCUCCGGUCUAUACAACAUCGACCGGAACCCCGGGAUAUGAGAAUAUGCUUACUGUUACGGCCGGUACUAUGGAUAUUGGGAACAACUCCUGGAAGCCUUCACUUGAGGUAUUUUGCAUGAGGCGAAGGGGGUUUCUUAAUCCUUUCGAAGGCACGGAUAAGCAUGAGAAGAGCCCCGAAUCAUUCUAG